This is a messenger RNA of Camellia sinensis, 612 nucleotides long. NCBI's taxonomy places the organism in Eukaryota, Viridiplantae, Streptophyta, Magnoliopsida, Ericales, Theaceae. The record is from RefSeq and is a predicted model, not a curated record.
AUGGAUAAUUACUGCUCCAAGGGACCUGUCGGGACAAUCAAUCAUCUCGAUGUCGAUGGUACAAUCACCAAGGGUGGACAUUCUAGUCACAUUGUUGUUCAUGAAAGGAUUGCAUUUCUCAGAACUCCAGGUACACCAAUCGCACUGCUCCUGGCAACGAACCGUUCAUCACCCCGUACCCCUUCCAAGAAUCGAGGUAAGACUAUCACAGCAACCCAACAACAACUAGUCCACAAAUGCCAGCUCGGCAGUGACAAUAAAAAGCCAUUUCUACAACUCGUCAUUGCUGAAAUGGACAUUGGUAAUCGACAACCAUGCGGAUUGUCAAUGACUAGGACCAAGCCUCUAGAGCACUUGGACCUUAUGGAGCAGGUGUACUCUAGCGCAGCUGCGAUAGGGAAACAUGCAUGGACUCCAACUGAACUGCGUAAUGAUGAUGCUGACGCGGCCAAUGCCAACGGGGACAGCGGGAUUGGACCUCUCAGUGCUAGCACACCAUUACAUCCCGUCCAUGAUACUAUCAGCGAGAACGUGGUAGAUAGUUCCCUGUUCGACAAUGCUCCCCCGCAGUUAGCCGCUGACAGAUCAGCCAAUGCAAAACGUCGUGAGUAG